This is a messenger RNA of Thamnophis sirtalis, 1448 nucleotides long. It is a transcript of the gene FGL2, whose product is annotated as fibrinogen like 2. Lineage: Eukaryota; Metazoa; Chordata; Lepidosauria; Squamata; Natricidae. The record is from RefSeq and is a predicted model, not a curated record.
ACAAUCUCAGACAAGAUGAAGCUCUCCGGCGGGGUCUUGUUGCAGGCAAUAGCUCUGCUGUUUGCAAACAGGUUCGUUCUAUCGGAAGAGCAGGCAGGAAGAGGAGAUGAAGAAAGAGGAGGAGGAGAUAAGGUAUCUCCAGCUUGCCCUCUCGCCCUCCAAAGCAGCGGGAAAUGCGAUGGAGAGGAAUGUCCCUACCAGGUGAAUUUUCCUCCUCUGACCAUCCAGCUGCCUAAGCACUUCCAACUGAUGGAGAAGACCCUCAAGGAAGUGGAGGUCCUCAAGGAGAUGGUCAACACGCUGAAGAAAUCCUGCCAGGAUUGUAAACUCCAGGCAGAUGACAACCGAGAGAAGGACAAUUCCAACGACUUUCUGCCGGACGGCCCCGCCAACCAGAGCGCCGUGCAAGACAACCGAGUCACGGACCUGCAGGAUAAGGUGAACAAGCUGUCCGAGAACCUGAAGAAUGCCAAGAACCAGAUCCAUACUCUGCACGGCCGGCUGGAGAAGAUGAACCUGGUCAACAUGAACAAUGUGGAAAAUUACGUUGACAACAGGGUGGCCAACCUGACGUUUUUCGUGAAGAGUUUGGAUAUGAAGUGCUCUUCACAGUGCCCAGCGGUAGCACCCACACCAUUCAUCCAGCUUCUUCAAGGAGACUGUUCCAAUUAUUUCGCCACCGGGAGCCGGCGGAGCGGCAUCUACAAAGUUACCCCGGAUCCCAGAAACCAUAGCUUUGAGGUGCAUUGCGACAUGGAGUCCUUUGGAGGGGGCUGGACCGUCUUCCAGAUGCGCCAGGACGGCAGCGUCUCCUUCAACCGAAGCUGGGAGGCCUACAAGAAGGGCUUUGGCAACGAUAAGGAGUUCUGGCUGGGCAACGACAAAAUCCACCUCCUGACCAAAAACAAGGAGAUGGAGCUGAGAAUCGAGCUGGAAGAUUUCAACGGCGUCCGAAAAUACGCCAAAUACGACCAGUUCUACGUCGCCAACGAGUAUCUCAAAUACCGGUUAGCCAUCGGCACCUACACCGGCAACGCCGGAGACUCAUUGCACUACAGCAAACGCUACAGCCACGAUCAAAAGUUCUUCAGCACCCCGGACAAGGACAAUGACCAGUACUCUUCGGGCAACUGUGGUGCCUAUUAUAGCUCGGGAUGGUGGUUUGAUGCUUGUCUGGCUGCGAAUCUCAACGGCAAAUAUUACAACAAGAAAUAUAAAGGGGUCCGCGAUGGCAUUUUUUGGGCCACGUGGACGGAACCGUCUGAUCAGAACAUGAACGGUUACCGGAAAGCUUUUAGGAAGGUUAAAAUGAUGAUGAGGCCCAAAACAUUUUUGCCGUGAAUCCUUUCCCUCCUCCCAAAAUCCAAUUUGUCCAAUCUUGGCACUUUCCCUCAGAAUUUGAGUGCAAUUUAAGAAUAUUCUGUUACAUUCCUUCUUUUAAAAAAAAA